Molecule: messenger RNA, 1161 nt
Organism: Callorhinchus milii (elephant shark)
Lineage: Eukaryota; Metazoa; Chordata; Chondrichthyes; Chimaeriformes; Callorhinchidae
Product: neuropeptide Y receptor type 2-like
Biological process (GO): G protein-coupled receptor signaling pathway
Cellular component (GO): membrane
Molecular function (GO): neuropeptide Y receptor activity
Source: RefSeq, marked provisional
AUGCGACCAACGGAGCUGGCAAACAGCAGCGAGGGUCCGGAGGUGGACAUGCGUGGGGAGUGGUGGGCCUGGUACACAGUGGACAUUGCCCAGCCCAGGUCAGGGCUGCUCCCCAUGGCAGAGAGCACCAAGCUGCUGGGCGUGAGGGUGGUGUUGAUCACGGCCUAUUGCCUAAUCAUCCUCUUGGGACUGGUGGGCAACAGUCUGGUCAUACACAUGAUUGUCAGGUACCGGCACAUGCGCACGGUCACCAACUUCUUCAUUGCUAACCUGGCGCUGGCUGACCUGAUGGUGGACACCCUGUGUCUGCCUUUCACCCUGGUCUACACACUGCUGGACGAGUGGAAGCUCGGGGCCACCCUGUGCCACCUUGUGCCCUACGCUCAAGCCCUGAGUGUCCACGUGUCCACACUCACCCUGACCGUCAUUGCAUUGGACAGACAUCGCUGUAUUGUCUUCCACAUGGAGAGUCGCAUCUCCCCCCGAGCCAGCGGAGCCGUCAUCGCCAUCACCUGGCUGGUGGCCGCGGUCCUGGCUGCGCCGCUCGCCAUCUUCCGGGAGCACAAGGUGGUAGAGUUGCCGCUCAUCGACGUGCGCAUCGUGGUUUGUUCUGAGAAAUGGCCGAACGGCAACAGCCAGGAUGGCACCAUCUACAGCGUCUCCAUGUCCCUCCUGCAGUACGUGCUGCCGCUUGCCAUCAUCAGCUAUGCUUACAUCAGGAUCUGGGUUAAACUGAAGAACCACAUCAGCCCCUGUGCCAAGGGCUCGGGCCAUUGCCGCAGACGCAACACCACCAAGAUGCUGGUGAUGGUGGUGGUGGUGUUUGCCGUGUGUUGGCUGCCAUUCCACCUCUUCCAACUGCUUAGUGACCUGGACAAGAGGCUCUUUGACUUCACCGAGUACAAGCUUCUCUACAGUAUCUUCCAUGUGGUCGCCAUGUGCUCCACCUUCGCUAAUCCCUUCCUGUAUGGUUGGAUGAACAAAAAUUACCGCAACGGUUUCAUCACCUUCUUUCGGUGCCGAGAUGGCCCAGCCCCCCAGAUUGAGCACUGCCGCUCGCCCCGGCCCAUGGGCCACACCCGGCCCUCGCCCAUCGAGGUGCAGGAAAGGAAUGUGGCCAACUGCUCGGGGGCGCAACAGCCCACAGCAGCCACCAUUUAA